Ostertagia ostertagi is the source of this 2907-nucleotide messenger RNA. Lineage: Eukaryota; Metazoa; Nematoda; Chromadorea; Rhabditida; Trichostrongylidae. The record is from the annotation of a GenBank genome assembly.
AUGCAGACAGCCCCGAACAGCAUGAAUCUGCUCCCAGCUGAGGGAGCCUUGUUCCUCACCAACUACCGCAUCAUUUUCAAAGGGCGGCCAACGAAUCCAUUCCUGACCGAUGAUGUUGUGGUUAGGUCUGUACCGGUAAUGACGUUAACAAAGGAGAAGACCAUAAGUGAUCAAAGUUUGCAUUCUGAGGUUCGGUUCAUGGGCAUUCCUUUCGAAGGUUUAGCGAGUGGCCUUCAUGACGGUCUCCAAAUGCGCUCCUCUUGUUUCCAGUUGCUUAAAGUUGCAUUCGAUGAAGAGGUUCGCGGUGACGAGGUUGAAGCGUUCACAAAGGCGCUGUCAAGUCUUCGUUGGCCAAAUGUUUUACCUCAUUCUUUGUUCGCAUACAAUACUGUUAGUCAUCUCCUCACGUCAACCUACAGCUGGAUCGGAAUGAAUAAUGUACCUGACAUAAUCAAUCCUCUAAAUGCGGCAGAUAUGCAUCGUCAUCACCUUUAUGAUUAUGAGCGGCUACGUUUACGUGGAAUAGAUUCGAUAUUCAGAAUCUCACAUGCUAAUGCUCAUUACGAUGUGAUAGCGUCUGCAUGUGGUCGUCGUACCAUCGUGUCAGUUCGGGGACGAUUAUUCCUGAAAUCGCGAAGGGCCUUAACAUGCAGAUUUCCGGUGAUCACAUGGACAAGUGAAAAUGGGGCCCUGUUGAUUCGUGGAAGUGGCCUCACUACCAGCAAUGUUGUUCAGAAAAUUAAAAAGGCAAAUUUGCUUCAUGGUAGCGAAUCGGUAUCGACUCUGGGCGGAAGUCGAAUGACGCUUGUCUCUAAAGAUAGUGGUGAAGCCGGACCGCUGCACAGUACAGAAUUUCAGGAACACUAUCUUGCCCGCCUCGCGCAUGUGUCACCAUCGGGCAGUGGUGAUUUGGGAGGAACAAGCAUGUCCGUAGCAACUGGAACUCCAGAUGCUCGUCGUCGUAAUCAGACCACAGACUUCGGACGGCAUUAUGCCACAUCUAUUCGGAGCAGCGGUGGGAAGCCGGGUUCCAGAGGUUCAAUGAUGAUAAAUCCGGCUGUACCCUGGAAUACGUCUACGUCUUCAGGCGAUCGACAGUUUCAAAAAACCUUGCAAUAUGCCAUUGGAAGUCUUACACGAAGAAAUCUUUACAUAUUGGUGGAAAAGGGCCAUUCCAAGGUUACGUUGCCAUCUUCUGUGUCACUUGUACUACAGCAGCGUACGGUUGAGAUAAAUUGCAUAAUGCCCCCCCGCAUGUUCAGUAUUUUCUCCGUGGCGACAAGGAACAUCCGAUUCGUGCCGAUCACAAUUUCCCACUCACCAUACAAGAUGAAGGUUUCGUUCAAAAAGCUACUUCGUGUCAUGCGUCCAAGUGUACCGUUCAUGGAUUCGACAUCAGUUACUUUCUAUCGAUCCCUCGAAGAAUCGGAAUGGCUCACAUUGUACGCGAACUUUUUUCGCCUUACAGUGUUUGUUUUACUGUUGGUGUCAAACCUGCUUUCGUUGGCGUCUUCGAUUGCUAGUGUCGUCACCCUUCACAAUUCUUCGGUUGCCCUUUGUAUUGAAGAGGGUUGGGAUACCACAUGUCAGCUGAUGUCAUUGGCGCAACUCCUGCUCGACCCAUAUUAUCGUACGAUAGAAGGCUUCCAAGUACUCAUAGAAAAAGAAUGGUUAGCAUUCGGUCAUCGUUUCUCUCACCGUGCAAAUCAUACGAUUUCUUCGCAGAAUAGUGGUAUAACACCGGUUUUCCUUCUGUUUUUGGAUGCAGUACAUCAGUUGUUGGCUCAGUUUCAUGGUGCAUUCGAAUUCAACGACUUUUACCUGCGAUUCCUAGCUUACCAUAGUCAGUCAGCGUUCUUUCGUACUUUUGUGAUGGAUUGCGAAAGUGAACGUGUGCAUCUCGAGCAUCUUGUUCCGGAGACUGGGGAAGGGCAUCGGGGAUGCAUCUGGAUGUACAUCAAGGAGAAAACGUGUAGGAGCACAAUAUUCCAUAACCUUCUGUAUUCGCCUGAAGGUGAACGGGUUCUGAUUCCUGCUUGUUCAAUCGCGGCCCUUCAAACGUGGACAUUCUACUCAGAAGAAACGCUUAGUCACGGCUCACCAUAUGAUAUUGACCUCGCCGAAGCGGAGCUGGUAGAACGCGAUGAUGAACACUUUUCUCAUUCCGAAGGUGUAACUACAGGUGGCACUUCAUCUCGUAUAGUCGACGGCACAAUAGUAUGUCAGGAUCUGAAGAGAGAAGAUGGAAUUACCUUCUUAAUCCAGACGAACGAUCGCUUGAAUCCUCUCGAGAAACCACGUGCAGGCGGAUGGCUGAACACAUGGCAGACUGCAGAAGAACGUGAAUUCAAGACUACAAAGAAGAAGAAAGCUCAUGACUGGGACUCAGCAAGUGAGCGCGGGUACUUCUUAAAGAGCGCGCUCGUGUAUGCUGCCCGAGGAAUAUCAUCGAGUCCGAUCGCGGCGAGUCAGGAAAAACAAAAGAAUCAUGUUUUUGAACACUAUGGUGCCAGUGGUGGACAGCCAUCCGAAUGUGGGCUUUGUCAUUUUCCCCUGUAUGGAACUGUUGUGCGAACAGGUCAACGAUGUCGUCAGUGUGGCGUUAUAGCUCAUGAUAAAUGUAUAGUUAAUCUCUGGCCGUGUGAUCCACGUGCAACAUCUACUCGUCCGACCACUCAUGAGGCGUCUUUGCCACCAACCCCAGUGCGAACAGCAACAGUUGAAGGGCAGGGGACGGUGGCACGUAGUGAGACUCUGCUUAGUGACUUAGCUGAAGAGGUAGAGAAUAACGGGAACAAGGCCAUUCUUGAGCUGCGUACGAAGAAGCGUGUCUACUCAUUGCUAGCUGAAAGCCGCCUCGUAGCCGAAACGUGGAAGGAGAAAAUUGAAAUUGUCCUUAGAGAAUGA